Molecule: messenger RNA, 819 nt
Organism: Geodia barretti
Lineage: Eukaryota; Metazoa; Porifera; Demospongiae; Tetractinellida; Geodiidae
Source: the annotation of a GenBank genome assembly
AUGAGUCAAUCCGUAGUCUUGGGCGUCAUCGGCGGGUCGGGGUUGUACCAUAUAGAAGGAGUCGAAACGGUCGCCGAGCACCGGCUAGAUACGCCCUUUGGCGCGCCCUCGGACGCCAUCGUCGAGGCGCGAAUUGGCGACCGCACGGUGCAUUUUCUGCCGCGACAUGGCCGGGGGCACCGGCUGCUGCCAGCCGAAGUGCCCGCUCGCGCCAAUAUCCACGCGCUCAAGCAACUGGGUGUGAACCACGUUUUGGCCAUCAGUGCCUGCGGCAUCAUGCAGGAAGCGAUCCGGCCUGGGGACAUGAUCGUGCCCGACCAGAUUUUCGACCGCACGCGCGGACAACGCCCAUCGACGUUCUUCGGCGACGGGAUCGCCGGACAUGUGAUUCGGCGGGUGCCAACGUCCACGAGGGGCGGCACGUACCUCUGCAUGGAGGGGCCGGCCUUUUCCACCCGCGCCGAGUCGCAUUUCUACCGCAACGCCGUGGACGCGGCCGUGAUCGGCAUGACCGCUCUGCCCGAGGCUAAGCUGGCGCGCGAGGCGGAAAUGUGCUACGCACUGCUGGCGACGGGCACGGACUACGACUGCUGGCACGAGGAGGAGGAAGACGUGACCGUCGAUCAAGUGCUAGCGGUGCUACAGGCGAACAGCGCCUUGGCCAAGCAAAUCGUUUCCGAGGUUGCCACGCGCCUGUCGGCUGAAUCCGCUUGCCCUUGUCUGCGCGCCGCCGAACGCGCCAUCAUCACCGACCCAGCGGUGAUUCCUCCAGAGGCGAAGGAGCGGCUCAGGGUGCUCUACGGAAAGUAUCUAGACUGA